AUGUACUGGAAGAGCCAUGCUACACAGAUCGAGGCCGACUUUCAACGGGUCAAGCUGCUGGGCACGGGUGCCGUCGAAGAGUGGCUCAAGGGGCUGCAGCUGAGACAAAGCUCUUUGCUGAAAGACAUGGACAGGUGGGAGAGCUGGGCUGCCGAUGGUGGCCUUGACGUGAUGAAGCGACAGGUGCCGGCAACGCUGAAGCAGCCCCCAUCAGCAGUAUCCGCCUCAACUGCAAAAUCUCGGCGAGACCCUAAGGAUGUCCUUGACACAGAAUGGGAUGAGGUCCAAGCCCCCGUGAGGACAAGAUUUGCACGAUAUGCCGAUGAUUACAUCCGGCAUAAAUGGAAACGCUGCAAGAGGCUCAGAUCAAAAUCCAGCGCCUUCUUCGCUACGAGACUACUCAUGUACGCUCAAAAUAGAUUCUUCAAAGAUGUCGCCGGCGAGGCGGCGCUCGAUGAACCUGUCGAGGGACCUUAG
Messenger RNA from Emericellopsis cladophorae, 477 nucleotides. RefSeq lists its product as uncharacterized. Bases 1 to 477 code for a protein of 158 amino acids. NCBI's taxonomy places the organism in Eukaryota, Fungi, Ascomycota, Sordariomycetes, Hypocreales, Bionectriaceae. The transcript has a single exon. The record is from RefSeq and is a predicted model, not a curated record.